CGGGCCUUCGUGGCUGGGGCCACUGGUGGCACUGGCCGCGCCAUUGUUCAGCGGCUUGUGGCAGAAAAAAUACCUGUCCGUGCACUCGUGAGAGAUACCAGCAGGGCGGUGUGGCUGCUGCCGCUGAAUGUGGAGCUGGUAAAGGGGGACGUGUAUCAAUUCUCUACCCUGCAGCAGGCGUUGGGAGACUGCAAUAUUGUGCUGGUUGCAACAGGCUCCAGGCCUGCGCUGGACCCCUUUGGCCCCUUCAACAUUGACUACCAGGGGACAGCGAACCUUGUGGAGGUGGCGAGGAGAGCGGGCGUCAAGAGGUUUGUGCUUGUGAGCAGCAUUGGCGCUGAUGAGCCAUUCUUCCCCCUCAACCUCCUCUUUGGGGUGCUAUUCUGGAAGAAGAGGGGAGAGGAAGCGCUGCAGAGGUCAGGGCUGCAGUACACUAUUGUGAGGCCGGGGGGCCUGACUGACACCCCUCGACAGGGGCAGGUACCCGGUGGGAUCAUCAUGGAAGGGCCUGGUGCUUUUGGGCUGCCGCCAAAAAGGACCCCAGGAAGCAUCCUGCGCAGCCAGGUGGCGGAUGUAUGUGUGGACUCUCUUGUCUUGUCUGAGGCUGCAAACAAGGUGGUUGAGGUGAUCACAGCAGCGGAUGAGCCCAAUAGGCCUGUCCGGGACCUGUUUGCUGGCGUAUACUUAUAG
Messenger RNA from Coccomyxa subellipsoidea C-169, 690 nucleotides. RefSeq names its product dehydrogenase. The transcript is spliced from 5 exons. Lineage: Eukaryota; Viridiplantae; Chlorophyta; Trebouxiophyceae; Coccomyxaceae. The annotation marks the transcript as partial. The record is from RefSeq and is a predicted model, not a curated record.